Messenger RNA from Melanaphis sacchari, 1388 nucleotides. RefSeq names its product methyltransferase-like protein 22. Gene Ontology annotation, molecular function: protein methyltransferase activity. Gene Ontology annotation, cellular component: nucleus. Lineage: Eukaryota; Metazoa; Arthropoda; Insecta; Hemiptera; Aphididae. The record is from RefSeq and is a predicted model, not a curated record. The transcript is spliced from 8 exons. The coding region runs from base 416 to 1279 and encodes 287 amino acids. Gene Ontology annotation, biological process: protein methylation.
AUUGUAGCGUACGUCGUCCGCGUUUUCUCUCUCUCACUCUCGCGCUUAACGUUCAGCAUUCGGUGCUCUUAUCUUAUUUUUUUUUCAAUUUAGACACGUCAAAAACAACACAAAAUCGCUAAUCGUUAAUUUUCAUAAAUAAUUUUAUUAAUUUAUUAUUAAUUUCGGAAAGUACUGCGACUAUUACACGGAGCCGAAAGAAUAAUAAUUUAAGGCGAAGGCACCCACAUUAUAUUCAUAAUAUUUUCUUGGAUUUUUUUUUUUUUUUUUUAUCACGAAAAUUUUUGACGAUUAAAUACUAAAUAGUGGAUACUCAUUACUCGUCCAGAUUUCAAUAUAGAUCGAUGUGCUAGUAUUAUAACAUAUUGAUACAAAUAUUUAAUAUCGAUUUAUUUAAAUUGACAAAAUAAAAAACAUGGAAACUACAAGUACUACUACAAAUACUUUGCAGUCGGAACUAUUUCUAGAAAUGAACGAAGAACAUGAAUCUAGUGAUACUCAUGAUAUUAAAAGUAUUAGGAGCACGUUUAAAUUUAAAUAUCUACCAAAUAAACCUUGCCCAGAACAAUUGUCCGUAGAUGAAGAUGGAGAUCUAGUAGUUCGAAGAAGUCCGCUUGCCAAAGGCAUUAUAAUCGAGCAUAUAAAUCGAACUUCAUUAAAUAUGGUCGGUAUGCAAGUAUGGCGAAGCGCGUUAUUAAUGGGUGACUUUAUCCUGGAAAAUAGUGAUAUUUUCACCAAUGAUCAAGUUGUAUUGGAACUUGGCUCUGGAGUAGGAUUGACUGGUAUUGUAGCUGCCAUGUAUUGCAAAGAAGUAAUUUUUACAGAUAUCAAUAACAAAGAUAUAUUAUCAAUGAUUGAAAAAAACAUAAACUUAAAUCAAGAUUUAGUCGUUAGUCGCACAACAGUUUUGCCGCUGAAUUUCAAUGAACCCGAAUUAUCUAAUGAAUUAUGUGAGAAGUUAAAAGAUUUACAAAUUUUAAUUGCUGCAGAUGUGAUUUACGAUAAUUACAUAACUGAACAAUUUGUCAAUACCCUUAAAAAAAUAAUGGCAAUAUCUCCUAGAAAAACCGCCUAUAUAGGAAUGGAAAAGAGGUAUGUAUUUAGUUCAGUCGAUUUGGAGGUUUGCGCUCCAUGCUACGAAUACUUCAAUGAUCUAUUAUCACAAAAUAACAAUUGGUGUGAAGUACAACUUUUAGAUUGCAAUUUUCCUCAAUAUUUUCAAUACAACAAAGCUAAAGAACUAGUUAUAUUCAAGUUAACAGCCAAUAAUUCUAUGUAAAAAAAAUUUGUUAACGAGUUAAAAAUAAAAAGUCGUUACGUCAAAAUUGGCCAUUGAGUAUUUGGAUAAGCAUUAUUUAACCAAACCUAAUCAUUUAAGAAAAAUGGUA